CACAUUGCGCCCUACAACAGUACAACCAACACGCGCCCUUGGAAGUACAUACUGCUCCGCGUGCCUCUAUAAACACGAUCCAAGUACCAAAUACCCUCUCCUAAGCUCUCACAGCCGCAGCCCCACACGCCCACCUGCUUGCUACAAGACAUAUUUCCACCACCGCACAAUGGCAUCAUCAUCCAGCGCUCCACUACAAGAAUGGCUCAUCAUCGUGCCUGAUCAUAAGGAUGCGCUGCAGAAGCGUAUUGCGAGCCGCCCGAAACAUCUCGAGGGGUUGAAGGCGGAUAGGGAAGAUAUGUGGUUGUGGGGUGGAGCGAUGCUCGAGGAACCCAUCAAAGAAGGCGACACAAACCCACCCAAGAUGAAGGGCUCAGCGUGCCUCAUUGGUGCUAAGACGAGAGAGGAGGUUGUGGAGAGGUUGAAGCAGGAUGUUUAUGUCAAGGAGGGGGUGUGGAAUUUGGAGGAUGUGCAGAUUAUUCCGUUUAAAAGUGCGGUUAGGAAGGCGCUUUAGGAUGUGUUGGAGCGGGACAGGGUAGGAAGGAGAAUAUGGUUACGGUCUCUGCCAAUGGCAGUUGCGCAUCUCAUCGCUAGCCGCCGA
Messenger RNA from Alternaria rosae, 601 nucleotides. RefSeq lists its product as uncharacterized. The record is from RefSeq and is a predicted model, not a curated record. The transcript is spliced from 4 exons. Lineage: Eukaryota; Fungi; Ascomycota; Dothideomycetes; Pleosporales; Pleosporaceae. The coding region runs from base 170 to 514 and encodes 114 amino acids.